AGGAAUAUCCCUUCAUAGCAUCAUGUUGCUCGCACGUUCGGCAUUACUAUCGACGGUCUUAUUAUAUGUGAUAGCCUCCCAACGCACCCUGUUGAGGGUAUCCCAUCGCGGAAACUCACUCAAUGUUCGUCUUCUACCGGAUAUGGUUGCGCAGGCAUUGACCGCAUCUGCUGGAGGGAAACGUUUCCUCAGCCAAGACGACCUCGAGUGUGAACGAUGCUUCACGCAGGAUGGUAUGGUCUAUGACUUGAAGGCAAUAGGGGUCCAGAUUGUAGAGUCGACAUGCUCAGUUGAUCACAAUAGUAUUCUGAACUACAGUAGUUCAACUACUUGAAAAAAGCCGCAGGGUUGCUGGGCAUCGAAUUUGAUUGCGAGCCCGAUGUGAAGAUCAUCCUGGAUCCUAUCCCCAGUAUGGUUCAAGCCUCAGCUACUUGUACUGGUGGCAAUCCUGUUCUCGGCACCAACGACCCCGGCUCUUCUUGUCAGCGUUAUCUCGAAGUCAUUCACCUGGGAGCUGCCUGGCGAGCGGCUCGUUCUGCCAAGUUGAAGUUGAAAGAUGUUGUGCUGGCCGUCAUUGACACGGGGGUUGAUACGACUCAUCCUGAUCUGGUCAAUCAAUUCUGGAGAAAUCCAGCUGACGGGUCUAUUGGAUUCAACUUCGUUAAGAACAAUACCAAUGUGACUGAUGACCUUCGUCAUGGUACCCACUGCGCUGGCAUUGCGGCCGCCCAGACUAAUAACUGCAUUGGCAUUGCAGA
Messenger RNA from Perkinsus marinus ATCC 50983, 758 nucleotides. Its product is annotated as subtilisin, putative. The annotation marks the transcript as partial. The transcript has a single exon. The record is from RefSeq and is a predicted model, not a curated record. Gene Ontology annotation, biological process: proteolysis. Gene Ontology annotation, molecular function: serine-type endopeptidase activity. NCBI's taxonomy places the organism in Eukaryota, Perkinsozoa, Perkinsida, Perkinsidae.